GGAAAAGGGGAGGGAGAGAGCAAAGCCAAGAGAAAAAUCUGCCUUUUUAUGGUCCCUUGCAAACUCCCAAGCAUUCCUCCUGGCUUGGUUCCCUCCUCUUAACUCUGAACAGACCAACGUCUUUUCUCCCACCCGCCCAGGCCGUUUCCUGCAAGCAAAAUCAAAACCAGCUUUUAAAGCUUGUGCUUCUCCUGUUGCUGCCUUUUGCUAAGAUGAACAUGAAAGCUGUUGUGGUUCUUCUCCUCUUAGCCUUGGCUACCAUUUUUGCUUUAGUUUGCGUCUUGCUGACUAAAAAGGAGAAAAGCACUAAGUGUGUCCUCUCCGAGCUGCAGAACCCUCCAGAGGACCUCUCCACAGAUCAAAGCAAGAUCUUUGCUGACCUGACAGCAGACGAGAUGCUCCGAGUGGUGAAAUACCUCAGGGACCAUCUUGAUGUGCACCUGGAAGAUGCUUUUCACGCCAGACCAUCGGAUAAUUGUAUUUACUAUCUAGAUCUUCAUCUCCCCACUAAAACAGAAGUACUGGGCUUCCUCGACCGUGGAACGGACCGACCGUCUCGAGAGGCAUUGGCUGUGGUGUACUUUGGAAACCAGCCGGAUCCAAAUAUCACAGAAUACAUAGUGGGGCCUCUUCCACUUCCAACAUACCAUCGAGACAUCACCCUGAGGAAAUUUGGCAAGAAGGUGCCAUACCACAGCAGGCCUGUGACGGAGAGAGAGUACAGAGAUAUUGAUCUUUUCAUUUUCCAUGAGCUCUCACAGGCCUCCAGCCUCCUCAAAGUAUGCUGUGAAUAUAAUGGGACAAACCUGGCUACUCUGACUACAGCUCCCCGAGGGUUUGUGUCCGGUGACAGAGCCACCUGGUUUGUCCUGUUUCACAAUGUGGUAGGCAGCGGAUACUAUGUCCACCCUAUUGGUCUGGAGGUGCUGGUGAACCACAGCAGUCUCAGCAUCUCCGAGUGGACGAUUGAGAAAGUCUUCUAUAAUGGUCAGUAUUAUCAGGACCUGGCCCAGCUGGAGAAGGAGUUCAAUGAGGGACGGGUGAAGGAGGUCAGAGUGAAGAUGGCCAAGCAGCAUGAUUUUGCUUCCACAAAGCCUUCCAAACUUUCUCAUCCAGGCCCUUUUCAGUUUGAACCCCAUGGAAUACGUUACAAGGUACACGGCAGUCAUGUUUCCUGGCAAUCGUGGGCAUUUUCCUUUGGGAUGAAUGUAAACACAGGGCCACGUCUCUUUGACAUCCGAUUUGAUAACCAGCGGAUUGUCUACGAGCUGAGUCUGCAAGAAGCCCUCGCUGUUUAUGGCUCAAACUGUCCUGGAGGGAUGGUGACCAGGUACAUGGAUGGCAGCCUAGGAAUUGGGAAGUUUGCUUAUGAGCUAGUUCGGGGUGUGGACUGCCCCUACAUGGCCACUUAUGUGGAUCGGCAUUACUUGAUAGACUCAGACACACCAAAACUGAACAAAAACUCCUUCUGCAUCUUUGAGCAUGACAUGGGUGUACCUCUGCGUCGUCAUUUUUCUAACUUGGGGUCUUUCUAUUACGGUGGGAUUCCUAAGUAUGCUCUGGUCAUAAGGUCCAUUUCGACCCUCAUCAAUUAUGACUAUAUCUGGGAUUUUGUGUUCUAUCAAAAUGGUGCUAUAGAAGUCAAAGUCCAUGCCACUGGAUAUAUCAGUUCUUCAUUCUUCACUUCAGGUGGUAAUGCAUAUGGAAACAGAGUAGGGGAACACACGCUUGGAACCAUGCACAACCAUUUGAUAAACUACAAAGUUGACUUGGAUGUCGGAGGAACCAAGAACUCUUUGGUGGCUGUCGAUAUGGAGUAUGAGUCUGUGCAAGCCCCUUGGAGUCCAGAACACCAGAUUCAACGCCCAAAGCUCACCACUAAAAUCUUGGACAAAGAAGAAAAAGCCACCUUCCCACUCGAUGGCAAAGUUCCUCGGUACCUACACUUCGCCACCAGCCGGGAGAACCACUGGAAUCAAGAGCGCGGAUACCGCAUCCAGAUAGUCAGUUUUGCUGGAGACGCCUUGCCCCAAACUAGCACCAUGGAGAGGUCCAUCAGUUGGAACAGAUACAAGUUGGCUGUCACCAAAAGGAAAGAGGAAGAGAUGACCAGCACCUGCAUCUACAACCAGAAUGACCCUUGGGACCCACUAGUGGUCUUUGCUGACUUCAUAGACAAUGAGACCAUCAUCAAUGAGGAUCUGGUGGCCUGGGUCUCAGUCGGCUUCUUGCAUGUGCCACAUGCUGAAGACAUCCCCACCACUGUGACACUUGGCAAUGGGGUGGGCUUUUUACUUCGACCUUACAACUACUUUGAUGCUGACCCAUCCGCCAAGUCCCCUGACAGCGUGUACUUCACAGCACAACAAGAUGCAAGCAAAUGUGAGGUCACCCAUGUUGCUUGCUUGCAAAAUACAGCUUCGUGUUCUCCCAGCCUACCACCGUUUACAUAUAAUGGCUUUGAGAACUUGACAGGUCCUUGACCAAAAAGGAAAGAUUCUGCAUUUUGUUCUACUUUUCAGCUUACCAAAAUGUGCCUCAACUUUAUCUGAAUAAUAGUGUUGCUGCAUUCAAAUUAUGACUGGCCUUGAAACGCUCUUGUUUUAUCACAUCCAUUCUGUCAGUUCCCAAGACUGUCGCUUCCUCCCCAAUAUUAUCAAAUUUAAGCCUGCUUUCAACAGGAUGAUUCACACAACCAUUGUCCAUGUAAUGGUUGCAUGACAAAGCCACCCGUGUUGAGUCUCUUGAGAUGUUGAUAGGUGAUUGUGUAAAUAGUCAUGUGAAUAGAGAGAGCAUCUCCUAUUGCAAAUUAAUUGGGAAUUAGAAGGUUUUUUCCUCUUGCAUUUUAAAUUAUUAAAAAUUUUACUUCAACAUUUUCUAGCUUAAGAAAAAAAAGCAAAACGAAGGUGAGUGCAUGAGGAAAAGGGGAAAGAGGAAAUUCAGACAAGUAAAACACAUUGAAAGUUGUUUUAAUUCAUGGUCAUGGGUCAAGAGUAAGAAAUGUUUAGGCAGACAUACUGUUUUAUACAGUUUAAAGUACGUAAGUAAACAAGAGGAUUUGACAGCAACAGAAUAUACAUUCAUUAUGGAGAGAAAGCUAUAUGGUGUUCAUUUAAUGGUAGAUAGCGGAGUUUAUCUUGUGGGACCUGUUUGCGAUUUCUUUUGGCUGUUUGUUAAUUUCCAAGUUGGAGGGAUAUCCUUGAAAACUGCAUGAACCUCAGAAAAUGUGAGCUGAAAGAUAGCUUCCAGCAAAAAGGAAAUAUGGACAGCAUAAAAUGAAGGUUACAAGGGGCCAGAUUGAUACAGGCAAGGAAGUUCAGGAGUGCAAAAAUGCUCAGUAUGUUUUGUAUAUAGGAAAGCAGUCCAAGAAUAAAAAUGAAUCCAGGACAUGGCUACAUAUCAAAAGCUUUGACCUUUCAGUCUAUGCACAUGGACACAGUGCUAUUCUUAAAAAAGGAGGCUGCGAGGGGAAACAUGAAUGUUUGUAGUGUAGGAAACUAACAGAGGAAAAGUAAAAUUGUGGAAAUACCAUAUGAUGGCGUUGAUCUGCAGAUGUCCCAUAAAACAAUGAAAGAAGCAUAGGAAUUCCAUACUACCUAACAUAUAGGUCUACCUAUAUGUUAUUAACGUAAGGAUAUAUAGACAACCAUGCCAAAUCAGAAUGGAGAACUAUUUGACCACCAUUCUGUUUCCACAAUUCCCAAUUGGAAGCCGACCCAUGAAACAUUACUUCAACUGUAUCCUUUGUCUCAUAUUUUCCAGUGACUGAUAUACAGAGGCAAUCAGUCACGGAUACUAGAACUGAUGUAGAAUGCUUCCUGACUGGUAGUCACUGAUAUUUCUAGCUUCCACGAGUUUAAGAACCUCAUCACAUUAAUGGUGGCAAAUCCAGGGGGCACAGUGGGGGAACCCAUUGCCCCACAUCGCCUGGCUUCCCCCUCACUCCAUCUCACAGAGAAAGCGUCCACUGCCCAGCUUCCCCGUUGUUUGCCUUUGCAACACAGGAAGCUUUUUGUAUGUUGCUGAGGUAGUGGCUUACAACCCUCCAUUUUCAUUUGCAACAUGGAGCCCCACUGGAAAUAGAUCUAUGUCAUGGGAUGGGAUCCGGCAGGCUCUGUGAUGCAAGUGAGGUGAGAGCCUUGUAUGACGGGCAAUUUUGCCUGUCUGAUGAAGUAGUAUGUGAUGUUCUCUUAAAGCUGUCCAAAUUGGCAACCACCACUACAACUUGUGACAGUGAAUUCCAGUCUAACUGUGCACUGUAGGAAGAAGUAUUUCUUUUUAUUUGUCCUGAACCUUCCACCACUGAUCUGACCCUGGUUUCUAGUAGUAAGAGAAAGGGAGGAAGCUAAUUCUAGGAAAUGUAUCAGUACCUGUCAUUCUAAUACAAUCUGCAAUGGUGAUCUUUAUUGUUUGGCUUGUGAAGUGAAAUGAAUGGGACUGUAUGAUUUCAUUGUCAUUGUGAAUGUUAACUAUGUAUUACCUUGAGACAUGUUUCUGAAAGGAGCUUGUGUACAUGUCUCCUAUACAUGCAGUUGAUGGCAUAUAGGUAGGUGUAAAACCCUGGUCAACAUACGUUUGGGUGCCUCAAAUGUUAGCCCUGUGUCUACUGAUUCCAAAAAAAUGGCAUCAGUUUCUCCCUAUCAGCUCUAGUUUUUGAGAUAUAAAAUAUAUGUCAUCUAUUCAUCAUCAUCUGCUCACCCAUAGACAAUAAAAAUCAUAUCUAGGAAACUAGAGCUGAUGCAGUCUAUCCAAUGCAAUUUUCUGAACCAGUGCCCCAAAGAACCCCAAGAUCAGGGCUGAAAACCAAGACCCCUUCUACACUGCCAUAUAAAAUCCAGAUUACCUGCUUUGAACUGGAUUAUAUGGCAGUCUAAAUUCAUAUAAUCCAGUUCAAAGAAGAUAAGGUGGUUUAUCUGCUUUGAUAUUCUGAAUUAUAUGGCAGUGUAGAAGGGGCCCCAGACAGCAAGAAAUAAGGUUUUUUGUUGGGUUGUGAUCCAUAGUUUAUGAGUAAGUUAUAUGAAUGUGUGAUUUGUAACUGCAUGUGAGUCCUCUGUGGGGUGAGAAAGGCGGGGUAUAAGUGAAAUAAAUACCCUGUUUCCCCUAAAAUAAGACAUCCCCAAAAAAUAAGACCUAGUAGAGGUUUUGCUGAAUUGCUAAAUAUAAGGCCUCCCCCGAAAGUAAGACCUAGCAAAGUUUUUGUUUGGAAGCAUGCCCGGCGGCCACCAAACAAAACACCAUAGCAUGCAGGAUUGGUAAAUGUAUAUGCCAGUUGUAUAUGGAAAUAAUGAUAGUAUAGUAGAGUCUCACUUAUCCAACAUUUGCUUAUCCAACGUUCUGGAUUAUCCAAUGCAUUUUUGUAGUCAAUGUUUUCAAUAAAUCGUGAUAUUUUGGUGCUAAAUUCGUAAAUACAGUAAUUACUACGUAGCAUUACUGCAUAUUGAACUACUUUUUCUGUCAAAUUUGUUGUAUAACAUGUUUUGGUGCUUAAUUUGUAAAAUCAUAACCUAAUUUUAUGUUUAAUAGGCUUCUCCUUAAUCUCUCCUUAUUAUCCAACAUAUUCGCUUAUCCAACGUUCUGCCGGCCCAUUUAUGUUGGAUAAGCGAGACUCUACUGUAUCAAGAAAUUCUUGACAGAAGUCACAGUUUGUCUGGUUUGGCUAUGUUGGUUUGUGAUGACAACUACUGUACAGUAUAGAAUAAAUGUUCAUUUUUUGUUCAACGAUAAAUGUGAAUUCUUCUUCAUGGAAAAAUAAGACAUCCCCUGAUAAUAAGACCUAGCACAUCUUUGGGAGUAAAAAAUAAUAUAAGACACUGUCUUAUUUUCGGGGAAACACGGUAGAUAAAUAAAUAUGGUGAAUGGCUAGGAACAUGAAGUGUGCCACCACACUUUAAAAUCUUCAAGGCUAACUUUUAAACUUUCCACGUAGUCCCUCCUGGCUUUUUCACUCUACAGAAUGAUAGCCACAUUAAAACUUGGUGUAAUAGUUUGAGCAUUGGACUACAUCUCAGGAGACCAGGGUUUUAAGCCCACUCAGCCAUGGAAACCCAUUAGAUGACCUUGGACAAAUCACAUGUGCACAGUCUCAGAGGAAGGCAAAGGCAAACCCUCUCUGAACAAAUGCUGCCAAGAAAAUUUUGAGAUAGUGUUGUCUUAGAGUUGCCCUAAAUUGGGAACAACAUGAAGAUACACUAUAAGGGCUGCAUCCUUUGGAAUCCUGGAGUUGAGUGUAGAAUAAAUGUCCAGUCCCAAGAUACUAUAGGUUGGAACUAUGGCAAUUAAAGUGGAAUAAUAGCACUAUUAAAAUGAACUGUGAUUGGACUUUAGAAAACAAACCUUCAUUGGAUGCAAACUGUUCUAUACGAUCUGAUCUCUCUACGAUCCGAUCCUACAAUCCCACAGAUCCAUGAAGCAGUAAAGGAGGGGGAUAAAAUAUCUUUUAAGUUAGAUUUUCAGCCUUCCUUAGGAAUACAUUGGUGCUGAUUGUUUUUUUUACUCGUGGAUCAAGGGAAUCACUAUCACUACUUUUUAACUCUCCUCUGAAGUGUGGAGUUAACUUUUGAAAUUAAAUACUGACGAGAAAGAAAGAAACAACCCUCGAUUGUGCACUGUAGGCCCAACUCAGAUUGACUGUACAUAUGAAAGUGAUUUUGAACUUCACAUUACAUCUUUGACAUACCAUAGUUUAGAUAGAGGAUAGAAUUUAGGCAGAACAGUGUUGCCGGUUUAGGAUUUGUUGUCCUUUCUUACUAUGUUCUCUCACAAAUUCCUUUUACCACUCUGUCUUUAUGUUUAGGUCAAUAAACAUUUUAAAUAAAAUUAUGAA
Anolis carolinensis (green anole) is the source of this 6823-nucleotide messenger RNA. Its product is annotated as membrane primary amine oxidase. NCBI's taxonomy places the organism in Eukaryota, Metazoa, Chordata, Lepidosauria, Squamata, Anolidae. The transcript is spliced from 4 exons. The record is from RefSeq and is a predicted model, not a curated record. Gene Ontology annotation, cellular component: plasma membrane. Gene Ontology annotation, biological process: amine metabolic process. Gene Ontology annotation, molecular function: copper ion binding; quinone binding; primary methylamine oxidase activity. The coding region runs from base 213 to 2483 and encodes 756 amino acids.